Messenger RNA from Suncus etruscus (white-toothed pygmy shrew), 1698 nucleotides. RefSeq names its product ETS translocation variant 3. The transcript has 4 exons. The coding region runs from base 87 to 1646 and encodes 519 amino acids. Gene Ontology annotation, molecular function: sequence-specific DNA binding; DNA-binding transcription factor activity, RNA polymerase II-specific. Gene Ontology annotation, biological process: regulation of transcription by RNA polymerase II; cell differentiation. The record is from RefSeq and is a predicted model, not a curated record. NCBI's taxonomy places the organism in Eukaryota, Metazoa, Chordata, Mammalia, Eulipotyphla, Soricidae. Gene Ontology annotation, cellular component: nucleus.
GACAACAAAAGGGAAGUUUGGGAGAAGGCUGUGCAAGAAAUCUCUGGAGGACAAACAAAUCGCACCUUAACAAAUUGCUCUCAUUAAUGUGGCUUUUCUCUCACAGGAGGGUGAAAAUGAAAGCAGGCUGUAGCAUCGUGGAAAAGCCAGAAGGAGGUGGAGGGUAUCAGUUCCCUGACUGGGCCUAUAAAACUGAGUCGUCCCCAGGCUCCCGGCAGAUUCAGCUGUGGCACUUCAUCCUGGAGUUGCUGCAGAAGGAAGAGUUCCGCCAUGUCAUCGCCUGGCAGCAGGGAGAGUAUGGGGAGUUCGUCAUCAAGGACCCAGACGAGGUGGCCCGCCUCUGGGGCCGCAGGAAGUGCAAACCACAGAUGAAUUAUGACAAGCUGAGCCGGGCCCUCAGAUACUAUUACAACAAGAGAAUUCUUCAUAAAACAAAAGGAAAAAGAUUCACUUAUAAAUUUAAUUUCAACAAGCUGGUGAUGCCCAACUACCCAUUCAUCAACAUUCGGUCAAGUGGUGUGGUUCCCCAGAGUGCGCCACCAGUACCAACGGCCUCUUCCCGCUUCCAUUUCCCCCCCUUGGACACCCACUCCCCCACCGGGGAUGUACAGUUGGGCCACUUCUCUGCGGGCCCCUUGAGUGCCUCUGGACAGGAACCGACUAACAGUGGGGAGAGAAAAGGGGAGCUCCCGGAGCUGGAGGAUGGCUCAGCUGCUGACUGGCGCCGCAGCAUGGAGCUCAUGUCCUCCCGGGGUGCUGUCGCUGGAGGAGGGAUCGGUCCCCAGAAGCGCAAGCCUGAAACCAUGCUUCCCCUGUUCAGUAGGCCUGGCAUGUACCCUGACCCCCAUAGUCCCUUUGCCGUGUCUCCGGUCCCUGGCCGAGGAGGGGUCCUCAAUGUCCCGCUCUCACCAGCCCUCUCCCUGACUCCUAUCUUCUCCUAUAGCCCAUCCCCAGGCCUUAGUCCUUUCACCAACAGCAGUUGCUUCUCCUUCAACCCGGAGGAAAUGAAACACUACCUGCAUUCUCAAGCCUGCUCCGUGUUCAACUAUCACCUGAGUCCCCGGACUUUUCCCCGUUAUCCAGGACUCAUGGUCCCCCCUCUGCAGUGCCAAAUGCAUCCUGAGGAAUCAUCCCAGUUCUCCAUCAAGCUGCAGCCCCCACCUGUGGGACGGAAGCACCGUGAGAGGGUAGAGAGCAGUGAGGAAGCCGCCGCCCCUCCAGUGGCUCCUGUACCCCCAAGAAUUAAAGUGGAGCCUGCUCCUGAGAAGGAGGUAGAGAGUCCCCGUCAGUGUGCUGGCAAGAAGGAGGGGUGCCUCCAGGACGAGGAUGCUGCACCCCACAGGACCCUGGAAGAGGAGAAAGGCACCAUAUUUGCCCGCCCAGCUGCACCCCCCGUCUGGCCAACCAUGCCCCUUAGCACCCCAAAUGAAGAACCCUUGGAGGUGAACGAAGACAGUGAGGAAAGGCCUGGCAAAGAGGCCAGCCCUCCCGAGAAGAAGGAAGAUGCCCUGAUGCCCCCAAAGCUGCGCUUAAAGCGGCGCUGGAAUGACGACCCUGAAGCCCGAGAGCUGAGCAAGAAUGGCGGCCAGUUCCCGUGGAGCAGCUCAGGGACUCAGAGCCUGGCCACAGCUGCUGCGGACGCCUAGAGCCCGAGGUUUCUGGAGCUGUUGAUACUAUAAUCCAACUCAUUCAUGUAUU